AUGGGGCGGAAGCGUGGUCCCGGGGAAGCUGGGGAGUCUGAUGUGCCUGGCUUGGCACCCUUUCCAGGAGCCUUGGAUCCUGCGGGAUUUCCGUUUCCUGGUUUGCCUGGAGCACCUCCAGUCCCCGGAGCACCUCCUGUGCUUCCAGGCGUACCUCCAGUGCCUGUAGCACCACCAGCAGUAUCACCAGGCCCCCCAGGAGCACCUCCUGCAGGCACAGCUCCUGCUGGCCUGCCUCCUGGACUGGGGGGUCCCACAGUGGUGCCACCGAAAAAUGCUGGUUGGCCGCCUGCGGGUCUGCUUCCACCUGGCCUUGCAAUUCCUGGAUUAGCUGGGCUGCAGAUGCCGCCAGGGGUGCCUGCUCCUCCGCAGCCGGGUCUGCCACCUUGCCUUGGUGGGGCGAAAAUGCCCCCAGCGCCACCAGGGCUCGGCCUAGGCCUGCCUGUGCUACCCGGAAUGGCUCCACCACCGGGCGCUUUGCCGCCUCCGGGCUCCCUCGAUACGGAGGCUCUAGCGCAGCUUAGGUUUCAGCAAGUGGCCUCUGAGUACGAGCAAAUCAAGAGCGCGGGAAUUGAUCCGCAAGUGGCUGAGCUUGCGGAGUAUCAUGGCUUAGAUGAGCGGGUGACGCGCCUGCUCGACGAGGAAAUGAAGAGACGGAAAGACACGUUUGAGUCGGACAUGCAAGCCCUGUGGGUGGGCUUGGAAAGGGCAAAGAACCCUGCAGGAAUGCUAAUGAUGAAGCUCAAAGACAUGAAAGCAGGAACUUUCAAAGGCAUGUCGGCGCUGGACAAGAAGGACCUGGACAUCGUCAUGCCACAAUCCUUUUCACACAUGGCAGCCUUUCCGGCAGGGAUGGCUAAUUAG
This is a messenger RNA of Symbiodinium pilosum, 864 nucleotides long. NCBI's taxonomy places the organism in Eukaryota, Dinophyceae, Suessiales, Symbiodiniaceae. The record is from the annotation of a GenBank genome assembly.